AUGUUUCCACUGCGAGACCUGCAAGAUGACCCUCAACAUGAAGAACUACAAGGGCUAUGAGAAGAAGCCUUACUGCAACGCAUUCGCUACAAGGAGGAGUUUGAGAAGAACAAGGGGAAGGGUUUCAGCGUGGUGGCUGACACCCCCGAGCUGCAGAGAAUCAAAAAGACUCAGGAUCAGAUCAGCAACAUAAAGUACCACGAGGAGUUCGAGCGCAGCAGGAUGGGCCCCAGCCCUGGGGAAGGUGCCGAGCUGGAGCGCAGGAACUCCCAGGAGAGCACCAACUACCGCAGACCCACGGAGCAGCAUCAGCCGUCCCACCACGUCCAGCCCAGCAACCCAGAUCUCCCUUCUCCCUGCAGUGUAACCACCAGCAGCCAGCAGCAGCAGCCACCGUCUCAGUCCUACGGCUACAAGGAGCCAGCGGUGCCAGCCUCGACACAGCGCAACGCCCCGGCUGGAGGGGGGAAACGUUUCCGUGCCGUGUAUGACUACAACGCUGCCGACGAGGACGAGGUGUCCUUCCAGGAUGGAGACACCAUCAUCAACGUGCAGCAGAUCGACGACGGGUGGAUGUACGGCACGGUGGAGCGCACGGGCGACACGGGGAUGCUCCCUGCCAACUACGUGGAGGCCAUCUGA
Molecule: messenger RNA, 642 nt
Organism: Acanthisitta chloris (rifleman)
Lineage: Eukaryota; Metazoa; Chordata; Aves; Passeriformes; Acanthisittidae
Gene: LASP1
Product: LIM and SH3 protein 1
Exons: 5
Cellular component (GO): focal adhesion
Molecular function (GO): actin filament binding
Source: RefSeq, a predicted model, not a curated record